Messenger RNA from Cucumis melo (muskmelon), 785 nucleotides. RefSeq names its product suppressor protein SRP40. NCBI's taxonomy places the organism in Eukaryota, Viridiplantae, Streptophyta, Magnoliopsida, Cucurbitales, Cucurbitaceae. The transcript has 3 exons. Gene Ontology annotation, cellular component: chloroplast. The record is from RefSeq and is a predicted model, not a curated record. The coding region runs from base 113 to 700 and encodes 195 amino acids.
AAAUAUAAAAUAAAAUAAAACAAUAACCAUACCCUCCAAAAUCAAGUUCCUCUCCAAGUUCCAGUAAUGGAGAACAGAACCCAUAUAUUUUUCAUUUGAAAACCAUCAAAUCAUGGCCUCCAAUUUCAUUAUUGGAUUUCAUUGCUCAAAUCCACCCUUUUCUUCUUCUUCUUCUUCUUCUUCUUCUUCUUCUUCUUCAAAUCUGCUGCUUAGCAAAUCGCUGCCCUUGAAGUUCCAUUCUCGUUGUUCAUCUUCUUCGAGAAAAUUCGCUGUUUCUGAGAGCGCCGAGGGUAGAGUUAACGAAGAGGAAUUUCUCAUUUCGUCUUCUUCUGGAUCAUCUUCUUCUGCACGCACACAACUCGAUCUCUUGGAGCAACUCUCUUCUGGUAGCCAAUUAGUUGAUGGUUAUGAAAGCGAUGGCAGUUACGGGAAAACUACGAUUCGUGAUCAGCUUGCGCAAUUGUUCAGAGACAGAGAUGACGAUUUUAGCGUUCCGUUGGGUAAGAACUUGAAGAAGGUUAGUGCCAAGUUUUUGACAAUUUCUCAGAAGAGGAAUAUCAAAAGACAAGCAUACCUUAAUGAAGUAUCUCAAAGAAACGAUUCUGUUUUCUUUGCUACAGUUGGAGCAUUUGUAAUUUUGCCCCCUAUUGUAAUAUUGGGAAUUGCUAUACUAACUGGUUAUGUGCAACUUUUUCCAUGAUAUAUAUUUUACACGUACAUCUUAUAUAUAUAUAUAUAUAUAGAAGUGAUAGAAGUGAUAGAAGUGAUUAUCACUUGAUACUGAA